GAUCUGAAGGAUCUUCAAAAUUUAUUGGACAACAUUAAACCAGACGAAGAUUUGGAAGAAGGAAUAGAACCUACUCCCAAGGAGCUUUCAAUCAACUUGAUGAAGCACCAAAGGUUGGGUUUAACUUGGUUACUUCGAAUGGAGAAUUCCAAAGCGAAGGGGGGUAUUCUUGCUGAUGAUAUGGGUCUUGGUAAGACAGUUCAAACUUUGGCUUUAUUGAUGGCUAACAAAUCAAAGGAUCCUACUAGAAAGACGACCUUGAUCAUUGCACCGGUUUCCUUGUUGAGACAGUGGGAUGCUGAAAUCGAGUCCAAGGUGAAGGCUGAUAUUCAAGUCAAAGUAGCCAUUUACCAUGGCAAUGAUAAGAAGCAAUUGUCUACUUUCAAGGACUUAGCUCAAUACGAUGUCAUCAUGACUUCGUAUGGAACAUUGUCUUCAGAAUGGAAAAAACAUUUCAGCGAAGUGAUUACUGGAGUAAAUAAGAAAAAGAGCAACUAUCUACCUCAUCAUGGUGAAGGAGGUAGAAGUUAUGUUUCUCCGUUUUUUUCCAAGGAAGCCUUUUUUUAUCGAAUCAUCCUAGAUGAAGCUCAGAAUAUUAAGAACAAGUUGUCUCUUGCUUCCAGAGCUGUCACUCUCUUACGGGCAGAUUAUAGAUUCUGCUUGUCUGGUACUCCUAUGCAAAACAAUGUCGAAGAGCUUUACCCCAUCAUUCGUUUCCUACAGAUACGGCCAUAUAACGAGGAGCAGAGGUUUCGCGUGGAUAUUGCUAUCCCAUUGAAAUCAAAAAACAGAGAGUAUGAUGACUAUGAUAAAACGCAAAGUAUGAAGAAGUUGAGAGCUAUUUUGAAAGCAAUUUUGCUUCGGAGAUCCAAGACUACCUUGAUUGACGGAAAGCCGAUCUUGUCGCUUCCGGAGAAACAUUUGAUUUCUGAUUUUGUCGAACUCGAUACCGAGGAACAAGAGUUCUAUAAUUCUUUAGAAUCUGGUAUCAAGAAAAAAGCAAAGAAAAUCAUGCUGCAACAGAAAAGAAUGGGCAUGGCUUCUGGAAUCUUGACUCUUUUACUUCGUUUGAGACAAGCAUGUUGCCACAACUAUUUGGUUGAAAUCGGGGAGAUUAAAGCUAAAGAUAGGAAGAGCGACCUGGGUAAGAAAAGAAUAAUAGAUUGGAGAUUCAUGUUACGACAACUAGCCACGUUAGAUGCUAGUGUGAUAUCGCGAAUUAAACAUCUUGAUCAUGCUAACGAUCCCCCCGAUAACGAUGAAGAUAACAUGUUCACUUGUCCUAUUUGCUACAGUGUUGUUAACAAUUUGGAAGAUACGUUAAUCUUUCCAAAUUGCGGACACAUGAUUUGUCUGUCAUGUGAAGAAGUUUUCUUUGAGGACCAAUUGGAAGAUGAUAGUGGCGAAUCUAACGUCGCUCGUUGUAAGGAAUGCGGAACAAAGGUGAAACAAUCUACUUUAAUAGACUAUAUGAUAUUCAAACUUGUUCAUCAUGAUCAAAUGGAGUUGCCUGAGAUAGCAAGCUUUUGUACUCGUUACUAUGCAAUUUCGAAAACGCCUACAAACAUGCAGCUUGUUCAGCAAUUGGUCAAGAGGGACAACGGAUUGACUCCUUCGGCCAAGAUUUCCAAAUGUGUAGAACUAUUAAGGGAGAUUUUCAAGUCAUACCCAGGAGAAAAAAUUAUAGUCUUUUCUCAGUUCACCAGUUUAUUUGACAUCAUGAAGUUGGUUUUAGAUAAAGAAGAGAUCGACUUCUUGAGGUAUGAUGGAUCCAUGACAAUUGACCAUAAGAAUUCUACUAUCAAGAGGUUCUACCAGGAAGAUGUCAAGGUAUUGUUGUUGUCGUUAAAGGCUGGUAAUGUAGGUUUGACUUUGACAUGUGCAUCUCAUGUGAUUAUCAUAGAUCCGUUUUGGAACCCAUAUGUUGAGGAGCAGGCUAUGGAUAGAGCUCAUAGAAUUGGGCAGGAACGAGAAGUAUUUGUUCACAGAAUCUUAAUUGCCGGUACUGUCGAGAGUAGAAUCAUGGAGUUGCAAGAUAGGAAACGAGAAAUGGUGGGUGCGGCAUUAGACGAGAAGGGCAUGAAGUCUGUGUCUAGACUUGGCCAAAAGGAAUUGGGUUUCUUGUUCGGCUUGAACAGCUUGACAUAG
Scheffersomyces stipitis CBS 6054 is the source of this 2148-nucleotide messenger RNA. RefSeq names its product translocase (gene RIS1). Gene Ontology annotation, cellular component: cytoplasm. Lineage: Eukaryota; Fungi; Ascomycota; Pichiomycetes; Serinales; Debaryomycetaceae. The transcript is spliced from 2 exons. The annotation marks the transcript as partial. Gene Ontology annotation, molecular function: ATP binding; ATP-dependent chromatin remodeler activity. The record is from RefSeq and is a predicted model, not a curated record.